Gorilla gorilla gorilla (western lowland gorilla) is the source of this 3297-nucleotide messenger RNA. RefSeq names its product ADAM metallopeptidase domain 29 (gene ADAM29). Gene Ontology annotation, molecular function: metalloendopeptidase activity. Gene Ontology annotation, cellular component: plasma membrane; sperm head plasma membrane; external side of plasma membrane. The transcript has 4 exons. Lineage: Eukaryota; Metazoa; Chordata; Mammalia; Primates; Hominidae. Gene Ontology annotation, biological process: proteolysis; male gonad development. Bases 562 to 3288 code for a protein of 908 amino acids. The record is from RefSeq and is a predicted model, not a curated record.
CAUCACAUCCACUAACCAAAUGGGGUGGUGUGAGUGUCUCCUGUAAAAUAAAAGCUCUCCUGAUGGCCUGUUCCUGCACAUUUCCUGAGGACGCCCUCGAUCACAAGCAGGUAGAGUACAAAACAUGUUCUCCCUGCAGUCUCACGAACUGUGAACAAAAAUUGAAGUGAAAACUCCUAGUGCAUAACUCGUCAAUACUCCUGUGAUCGUAUAACCAUCAGCAAGAAAACAAAUUUGACUGAGCCCCCAUCCAGUCCUCUUUGCGUGGAAUCAGACCUCUUUCGCAGUGGAAAGGAGCAGAAAAUGUGACUUUCCUGAACAACAGGAGCAAGAAUCAGUGCCAGAUUCUUUUCUCUAAAAAUAAUCAAUUUGUUACUACAGUGCUGCAGCUCUGAUGGUUCAACUCUGCCAGAAGAUGGAUCUUUAAUGAUUAGCACUACACACUGACCAGCUCAGAAGAAGGAGCCACACCACCUGUGACUCCAGCCCUGACUUCUGCUCUGGACCAGUGUUUCCAUAACAGGGACUUCAAAAUCACUGUGAUCUGAAGCCUUGUUGAACAUGAAGAUGUUACUCCUGCUGCAUUGGCUUGGGGUGUUUCUGUCCUGUUCUGGACACAUCCAGGAUGAGCACCCCCAAUAUCACAGCCCUCUGGAUGUGGUGAUUCCUGUGAGGAUAACUGGCACCACCAGAGGCAUGAAACCUCCAGGCUGGCUCUCCUAUAUCUUGCCCUUUGGAGGCCAGAAACACAUUAUCCACAUAAAGGUCAAGAAGCUUUUGUUUUCCAAACACCUCCCUGUGUUCACCUACACAGACCAGGGUGCUAUCCUGGAGGACCAGCCUUUUGUCCAGAAUAACUGCUACUAUCAUGGUUAUGUGGAAGGGGACCCAGAAUCCCUGGUUUCCCUCAGUACCUGUUUUGGGGGUUUUCAAGGAAUAUUACAGAUAAAUGACUUUGCUUAUGAAAUCAAGCCCCUAGCAUUUUCUACCACGUUUGAACAUCUGGUAUAUAAGAUGGACAGUGAGGAGAAACAAUUUUCAACCAUGAGAUCCGGAUUUAUGCAAAAUGAAAUAACAUGCCGAAUGGAAUUUGAAGAAAUUGAUAAUUCCACUCAGAAGCAAAGUUCUUAUGUGGGCUGGUGGAUCCAUUUUAGGAUUGUUGAAAUUGUAGUCGUCAUUGAUAAUUAUCUGUACAUUCGUUAUGAAAAGAAUGACUCAAAGUUGCUGGAGGAUCUAUAUGUUAUUGUUAAUAUAGUGGAUUCCAUUUUGGAUGUCAUUGGUGUUAAGGUGUUAUUAUUUGGUUUGGAGAUCUGGACCAAUAAAAACCUCAUUGUAGUAGAUGAUGUAAGGAAAUCUGUGCACCUGUAUUGCAAGUGGAAGUCGGAGAACAUUACUCCCCGGAUGCAACAUGACACCUCACAUCUUUUCACAACUCUAGGAUUAAGAGGGUUAAGUGGCAUAGGAGCUUUUAGAGGAAUGUGUACACCACACCGUAGUUGUGCAAUUGUUACUUUCAUGAACAAAACUUUGGGCACUUUUUCAAUUGCAGUGGCUCAUCAUCUAGGUCAUAAUUUGGGCAUGAACCAUGAUGAGGAUACAUGUCGUUGUUCACAACCUAGAUGCAUAAUGCAUGAAGGCAACCCACCAAUAACUAAAUUUAGCAAUUGUAGUUAUGGUGAUUUUUGGGAAUAUACUGUAGAGAGGACAAAGUGUUUGCUUGAAACAGUACACACAAAGGACAUAUUUAAUGUGAAGCGCUGUGGGAAUGGUGUUGUUGAAGAAGGAGAAGAGUGUGACUGUGGACCUUUAAAGCAUUGUGCAAAAGAUCCCUGCUGUCUGUCAAACUGCAGUCUGACUGAUGGUUCUACUUGUGCUUUUGGGCUUUGUUGCAAAGACUGCAAGUUCCUACCAUCAGGGAAAGUGUGUAGAAAGGAGAUCAAUGAAUGUGAUCUUCCAGAGUGGUGCAGUGGUACUUCCCAUAAGUGCCCAGAUGACUUUUAUGUGGAAGAUGGAAUUCCCUGUAAGGAGAGGGGCUACUGCUAUGAAAAGAACUGUCAUGACCGCAAUGAACAGUGUAGGAGGAUUUUUGGUGCAGGCGCAAAUACUGCAAGUGAGACUUGCUACAAAGAAUUGAACACCUUAGGUGACCGUGUUGGUCACUGUGGUAUCAAAAAUGCUACAUAUAUAAAGUGCAAUAUCUCAGAUGUCCAGUGUGGAAGAAUUCAGUGUGAGAAUGUGACAGAAAUUCCCAAUUUGAGUGAUCAUACUACUGUGCAUUGGGCUCGCUUCAAUGACAUAAUGUGCUGGAGUACUGAUUACCAUUUGGGGAUGAAGGGACCUGAUAUUGGUGAAGUGAAAGAUGGAACAGAGUGUGGGAUAGAUCAUAUAUGCAUCCACAGGCACUGUGUCCAUAUAACCCUCUUGAAUAGUAAUUGCUCACCUGCAUUUUGUAACAAGAGGGGCAUCUGCAACAAUAAACAUCACUGCCAUUGCAAUUAUCUGUGGGACCCUCCCAACUGCCUGAUAAAAGGCUAUGGAGGUAGUGUUGACAGUGGCCCACCCCCUAAGAGAAAGAAGAAAAAGAAGUUCUGUUAUCUGUGUAUAUUGUUGCUUAUUGUUUUGUUUAUUUUAUUAUGUUGUCUUUAUCGACUUUGUAAAAAAAGUAAACCAAUAAAAAAGCAGCAAGAUGUUCAAACUCCAUCUGCAAAAGAAGAGGAAAAAAUUCAGCGUCGACCUCAUGAGUUACCUCCCCAGAGUCAACCUUGGGUGAUGCCUUCCCAGAGUCAACCUCCUGUGACGCCUUCCCAGAGUCAUCCUCAGGUGAUGCCUUCCCAGAGUCAACCUCCUGUGACACCCUCCCAGAGUCAACCUCGGGUGAUGCCUUCCCAGAGUCAACCUCCUGUGACGCCUUCCCAGAGUCAUCCUCGGGUGAUGCCUUCCCAGAGUCAACCUCCUGUGACACCCUCCCAGAGUCAACCUCGGGUGAUGCCUUCUCAGAGUCAACCUCCUGUGAUGCCCUCCCAGAGGCAACCUCAGUUGAUGCCUUCCCAGAGUCAACCUCGGGUGACACCUUCCCAGAGUCAAUCUCCUGUGACACCCUCCCAGAGGCAACCUCAGUUGACGCCUUCCCAGAGUCAACCUCCUGUGACGCCCUCCCAGAGCCAACCUCGGGUGACACCCUCCCAGAGUAAACCUCAUGUGACACCUUACCGGAGCCAAAGUGGUAAACAAAAGCAAUCAGUACCAAUUCCAAAAACUGUGUCUAGAAAAGGUACAUUAAAAAAAUAAUUCCUAGUA